This is a messenger RNA of Porites evermanni, 1665 nucleotides long. The record is from the annotation of a GenBank genome assembly. NCBI's taxonomy places the organism in Eukaryota, Metazoa, Cnidaria, Anthozoa, Scleractinia, Poritidae.
AUCAGCGUAUCCACGUGUGUCCAAAUCUUUUAUCCCGUGUAGAUGUGUUGAUAUGCUGCUGUAGCUUUCGAUAAACACAGAUUUAACCCAGCUCAGGUCCGAAAUGGACGUUGCACCCGUUGGCAAAGCAGUAGCCCAGCCCAAGAAGAAACCUCGGCGACGAGGACCGCGACUCACGGGCGUAAGCAAGCAGAGGCGAGUAGCUAAUGCUAGAGAAAGGCGACGAGUGGAAAUCUUAAACAUGAACAUCCAAAUACUACGACAUAUGAUCCCUCUUCCGCCCCAAGAUAGGGAACCUUCCAAGACCGAAGUGAUUUGGCUGGCAGUUGACUACAUCACAGAGCUGACAAAAAUGCUGGAAACCGCUGAUAGAUGGCAAGCUGAGCUGGAAAGGGUUGAUGUGGACUCUCUUGAUGGCUCGUCUCUUGAUAGUCUUGACAGUUUAGAGGGCAGUCCACUUUUUAAUUUUGAAGGUGAGGUUUUUUUUUUUAGGAUAAAUGUCGAGUUAAAGGGAACUACGAUAGACAAGGAACUGAAGUGCCAAUGGUUCAUGAGUAGGAUCGGCCGUAAAUGAAGGGGCGACAAACUUUUGUCAAAGAAAGUCUUUUGCUUGCUUCAACUGCUUUGUAAUCUUGAUGUAAACCCUCGGAUGCCGGCUUAGGAAGUAAUGGCUCAUAUCAUAACUCGUUAGGAAAAACAAUGUUUAAAUAUUUUACUGCAAACUGGCCUUGUGAAUUUCUCUUCCCAAUCACCCCGAAAUGAAAAAAAGUUACCGAUCUCAGGAGCAAUGACGCUGAAGAAUUUCCCAAAAUCAUAAACAAUUUUAUUUAUCGUUUCCACAGUGCGCUGCCUACGGGGUGCUUCUUGCUGUACUUCCCAAUCACCCCGAAAUGAAAAAAAGUUACCGAUCUCAGGAGCAAUGACGCUGAAGAAUUUCCCAAAAUCAUAAACAAUUUUAUUUAUCGUUUCCACAGUGCGCUGCCUACGGGGUGCUUCUUGCUGUACGUAAAACUCAUAAUUGUUCAUGGUGUACUACCGCGAUAAAUGAAAGAAUCCCAUAGUUCUUCAGUUGUUCAAUCUAGUUCUUUCUAUCUGAUGAAUGGAAUUUCGUUGAGGACCGGUGCAUUCUAGUUAACGGACUGCUCUUUUGCUGCCACAAAUAUUUGUCUUCGUCUUCUUUGAGAAUGCGGUCGUGCGUGUCUCACCGAUUUACGCUGUAAAAAGACGAAAAAUCAAUCAAAAUCGUUUUGUCAAUCAAUCAAAAUUUCUAAUCUAAUUUUGGUGGUUGGAAAAACCAACUAAUCUAGCAGAAGAACACUUCUAUCGUUGUCGGAUGUUCAAUGGUUUAAUUGUCUACGACAACUAUGAUUGAUUAAAUGACAGAAAACUUUAAUUUCUUUCUUUUUUUUUUACAGAAUGUGCCCCAUUGUCUUUCUGAGCCGGACAAGAACGGACCCUAUAAUUAGAAAUAUCAAACACAACAUUUGAAGAACUGAGGGAGAAACUUUGCCUCAUAGCUUAGCUUCAGAGUAGAACAACAUCUAAUAUGUUUAUAACGACUAAUGCAAAUUUAAUGCAGUUGUCAUAAGUUAAUUGUUAAGGUCAUCAAAUAAGUAUGGACUUUUUGCAUAGGUUAACAACGAUAUUCUCAAAAUUACCUUGUGG